GGAAAUACAGAAUCCGAAAGAAAACGGUCUCAAUCGAAGACGAAAACGAACUCGGAGUCACACGGUUCUCUCUUCGGAGAAAUUGCUCCAUAUUCCUCGAUGGCAAAAGGGUCUCCAUCAAGAUCAUCAUAAACUCGUGUCUUGGGAAAUACAAUUUGUGGCAUUUCUUUUUUCCUUUGCCCUGUUUUAUUAGCAGUAAUUGCCUGGGAAUUUUGUUUGUUCGACUGGGAGGAAGAAAAUGAGGAUUGAGAAGGAGGCGGAGGCAGUUUCAGCGUCGCGAAAUCCUCUGGUUUUCGCUUACUAUGUCACUGGACAUGGCUUCGGCCAUGCUACUCGCGUUAUUGAGGUUGUGCGGCAUCUUAUACUUGCUGGGCAUGAUGUUCAUGUGGUCAGCGGUGCUCCUGAGUUCGUUUUUACUUCGGCAAUCCAGUCCCCUCGGCUAUUCAUACGGAAGGUAUUGUUGGAUUGUGGAGCUGUUCAAGCAGAUGCAUUGACGGUAGAUCGUUUGGCAUCAUUAGAGAAGUAUCAUGAGACAGCCGUCGUCCCUCGGGCUUCCAUUUUGGCUACUGAAGUAGAGUGGCUCAACUGCAUCAAAGCUGAUUUAGUGGUUUCUGAUGUUGUACCAGUUGCUUGCCGUGCCGCUGCCGAUGCUGGAAUUCGCUCUGUUUGUGUCACGAACUUUAGUUGGGAUUUUAUCUAUGCGGAGUAUGUGAUGGCUGCGGGGCAUCAUCACCGUUCUAUAGUCUGGCAGAUUGCAGAGGAUUAUUCACAUUGCGAGUUCUUGAUCCGCCUCCCAGGAUACUGCCCAAUGCCUGCUUUUCGUGAUGUGGUCGAUGUACCUCUAGUUGUUAGAAGGCUUCAUAAACAACGAAAGGAGGUGAGGAAGGAACUUGGAAUUGGAGAAGAUAUAAAGUUAGUUAUCCUCAACUUUGGCGGGCAGCCUGCAGGCUGGAAGUUGAAGGAGGAAUACCUACCCCCCGGCUGGCUGUGUCUGGUUUGCGGUGCUUCUGAUACAGAGGAACUUCCACCAAAUUUCAUCAAGCUUGCAAAAGAUGCAUACACACCUGAUCUAAUAGCUGCUUCUGAUUGUAUGCUCGGAAAAAUUGGUUAUGGAACUGUCAGUGAAGCUCUGGCAUUCAAGUUACCCUUUGUCUUUGUUCGCCGAGAUUAUUUCAACGAAGAACCAUUUCUAAGGAAUAUGCUUGAGUAUUAUCAAAGCGGUGUUGAGAUGAUAAGAAGGGACUUGCUCACUGGUCACUGGAAACCAUAUCUUGAACGCGCUAUCAGUUUGAAACCUUGCUACGAGUGCGGUACCAAUGGCGGUGAGGUUGCAGCUCAUAUCUUGCAAGAGACGGCCAGCGGGAAGAAUUAUGCAUCAGAUAAGUUUAGCGGGGCGAGAAGGUUGCGGGACGCUAUAGUUCUUGGUUACCAACUGCAGAGGGUCCCGGGACGAGAUCUAUGCAUUCCAGAUUGGUAUGCCAAUGCAGAAAGUGAACUUGGUCUUUCUAACAAAUCAGCAGCUUUACCUGUGGAAGGGAGAGGGUCUCAUAUGGAAUCAUAUCUGGAAGAUUUUGAUGUGGUUCAUGGAGAUGUUCAGGGACUCUCUGAUACAAUGAGUUUCUUGAAGAGUUUGGCUGAAUUGGGUACAGUGUAUGAAUCCGGAAAUGCUGAGAAACGCCAAAUGCGGGAGCGGAAGGCUGCUGCUGGACUCUUCAAUUGGGAGGAAGAUAUUUUUGUGACAAGAGCUCCAGGAAGGUUGGAUGUCAUGGGAGGAAUUGCCGACUACUCGGGAAGUCUUGUUCUGCAGAUGCCAAUAAGAGAAGCAUGCCAUGUAGCGGUGCAAAGAAACCAUCCUACUAAACACCGCCUCUGGAAACACGCUCAGGCUCGGCAGAACGCCAAAGGAGAAGGAUCCAAGCCCGUUCUUCAAAUUGUGUCGUAUGGGUCGGAGUUGAGCAACAGGGCGCCAACGUUCGACAUGGAUUUGCAGGACUUCAUGGAUGGGGAGAGGCCAAUGUCGUACGAGAAAGCCAGGAAAUAUUUUGCUCAGGAUCCUGCACAGAAAUGGGCAGCCUAUAUUGCAGGCACCAUUUUGGUUCUCAUGAAAGAGUUGGGUGUUCGUUUCCAAGAUAGCAUCAGCUUGCUGGUUUCUUCCAAGGUCCCUGAAGGGAAAGGCGUGUCAUCAUCCGCGUCGGUGGAGGUUGCUUCAAUGUCUGCCAUAGCUGCUGGUCAUGGAUUAAGGAUCAGUCCAAGAGACCUGGCCCUACUCUGUCAAAAGGUGGAGAAUCACAUUGUAGGAGCACCGUGUGGAGUGAUGGACCAGAUGACAUCGGCGUGUGGGGAAGCCGAUAAACUUCUAGCAAUGGUGUGCCAGCCAGCGGAGGUGAUUGGCUUGGUUGAUAUACCCCCUCACAUUCGAUUCUGGGGAAUCGAUUCCGGAAUUCGACACAGUGUGGGCGGGGCAGACUACGGUUCAGUGCGGAUUGGAGCGUUCAUGGGCCUGAAAAUGAUAAAGUCAAGAGCAUCCGAUUUGGUAUCAAAAUCGUUGUCAUACUCAUCGCACAGCGAGGAGUUGGAGGAUCAGGAUGGCAUGGAACUGCUGGAAGCUGAAAGCUGCUUAGAGUAUCUGUGCAAUCUUCCGCCUCACCGCUACGAAGGCAUGUAUGCGAAGGAGCUUCCGGACUCCAUAACAGGGGAGCAUUUUCUUGAGAAAUAUGAGGAUCAUAAUGACGCUGUCACGGUGAUCCAUCAGAAGAGGGUUUAUGGAGUCAGGGCCUCCGCUCGCCAUCCCAUCUAUGAGAAUUUCCGUGUCAAGGCCUUCAAAGCGCUGCUCACUUCUGCCACUUCUGACUACCAACUUACAUCUCUUGGAGAAUUGUUGUAUCAGUGUCAUUAUAGUUACAGCGCGUGUGGGCUGGGGUCGGACGGGACGGACAGGCUAGUCCAACUGGUGCAGGACCUGCAGCACUCUAAGUUAUCCAAAUCAGAAGAUGGGACCUUGUAUGGAGCAAAGAUCACUGGUGGGGGCUCCGGUGGAACCGUCUGCGUUAUGGGCAGAAACUCCUUAGCCAGCAGCCACCAAAUCUUCGAGAUUCAGCAGAGAUACAAAGGAGCAACAGGGUUCUUGCCAUAUGUUUUUGAUGGUUCUUCUCCUGGUGCUGGUAAAUUUGGAUUUCUAAAAAUUCGCCGACGCUCAUCUCUCAAAUCUAAACAGAGUUAGGAUAAGAAGAUCAUAUCAUCUACUUCUGGUUGCUUAUUUUAUUGCAUUGCUUCCUGUUUUUACCCAGUGACAACUUGGGUAAAAUUCCAUGUAAAAAGCUUCUUAUCAUAUCAUUCUUUUAUAUAAUAAAUAAUAUUACGUCAUAAAUAUUGAAA
Molecule: messenger RNA, 3375 nt
Organism: Momordica charantia (bitter melon)
Lineage: Eukaryota; Viridiplantae; Streptophyta; Magnoliopsida; Cucurbitales; Cucurbitaceae
Product: L-arabinokinase
Molecular function (GO): ATP binding
Source: RefSeq, a predicted model, not a curated record